AUCCACUGACUGAGAGUAGAAUUGAAAAGCCACAUCCUGUAUACGUGCCUCGUGAUGAAGCAUUCGAAGAAAUCAAGCAGGAUACUUUCUCUGCUGGAAGGGUGAAAGCUCUGUUCCACAAUCUUAUUCCUUUGCUUGCUGCAACGCUGUCAAGUUCAGACAUUCCAUUUAACUGCUUUUCCGAGAUUGACAAGCUUUAUAUUGAUGGAGUUGUUCUGAGAGGUGAAGAGCAUAAAAACAUGUUAGAGAAUCUAUUAUUGGGCAAGAUGAUGAAACAGGUCGUCAGUGUUGGAGAAAGAUUGUUAAAAUAUGACAUCCCAGCUGUUAUAAAGAGGGAUAGAUUCUCUUGGCUGCGAGACAACGAAUUUGCAAGGCAGACUCUCGCUGGGGUGAAUCCAGUAAAUAUUGAGUUGUUGAAUGAAUUUCCUAUUCGCAGCAAACUAGAUCCUGUUGAGUAUGGUCCUUCAGAGUCAGCAAUAACCAAGGAACUACUGGAACAAGAAAUUGGAGGAAUGAGCUUGGAAAAGGCUAUUGAGGAAAAAAGACUAUUUAUCCUAGACUUCCACGACAUGCUUUUGCCUUUUAUCAAGAAGAUGAACUCUUUGCCUGGGAGGAAAGCCUAUGCCUCAAGGACAAUUCUCUUCCAUAGUCCCAAGUGUAUUCUGCGGCCUAUUGCUAUUGAGCUUUCUCUUCCUCCAACACCAUCAUCACCAGGGAAUAAGCGGGUUUAUACACAUGGCCAUGAUGCUACAGCACACUGGAUUUGGAAGUUAGCAAAAGCUCAUGUUUGCUCUAAUGAUGCUGGUAUCCAUCAACUAGUAAAUCACUGGUUAAGGACUCAUGCAUGCAUGGAGCCAUAUAUAAUUGCCACUCAUAGACAGCUAAGCUCAAUGCACCCCAUUUACAAGCUGCUACAUCCUCAUAUGCGCUACACACUGGAAAUUAAUGCACUAGCACGACAGAAUCUAAUAAAUGGAGGGGGAAUAAUUGAGGCUUCCUUCAGUCCAGGAAAGUAUGCAAUGGAGCUUAGCUCAGCAGCCUACAAGAAUAUGUGGCGGUUUGAUAUGGAGUCACUUCCAGCAGAUCUUAUUCGAAGGGGAAUGGCUGUAGAAGACCCUUCAAUGCCAUGUGGUGUAAAACUGGUGAUUGAAGACUACCCCUACGCUGCAGAUGGACUCCUAAUUUGGUCUGCCAUAAAAGAAUGGGUAGAGUCAUAUGUUGAGCACUUUUAUUCUGACUCAAAUUCUAUCACAUCUGAUUUCGAGCUCCAAGCAUGGUGGAAUGAAAUUAAACAUAAGGGUCAUCACGACAAAAGGAAUGAGCCCUGGUGGCCUAAACUCGAGAGCAAAGAGGAUCUCUCUGGCAUACUUUCCACGAUGAUUUGGGUAGCGUCAGGUCAACAUGCUGCAAUAAACUUUGGACAAUACCCUUUUGGAGGGUAUGUGCCUAAUCGUCCUACCCUAAUGAGGAAACUCAUUCCCCAAGAAAAUGAACCUCAUUAUGAGAAGUUAAUUCAAAAUCCUCAGCACUUUUUCUUAUCAUCAUUGCCUACUCAACUUCAAGCUACCAAAAUAAUGGCAGUUCAGGACACAUUGUCCACUCAUUCCCCUGAUGAAGAGUAUUUAGGUCAAUUGAAUCCAUUGCAUACUCACUGGAUCAAUGACCAAGAGAUCCAUAAAUUGUUUAGUGUAUUCUCUGCUAGACUUGAGGAGAUAGAAGAUAUAAUCAAUGCAAGAAACAAAGACGUCCGUCUAAAGAACAGAAGUGGUGCUGGCGUUCCUCCUUAUGAACUAUUGCUUCGGUCAUCAGGACCAGGGGUAACAGGUCGUGGAAUUCCCAAUAGCAUAUCUAUUUGAUUUCUCGUUAGCGCAAGUAUUGAAACCUGGACUGAACUGGCUGGUCGGACUAGUGACCUAGUCACCGGACCAGUCUGGUCAACCAAUGAAAAUGGGAAUUAAUUGACUUGGGAUCAACGUGAUUUAUUUGGGAUUAACCUAGUGCAACCCGUCAAUCAUUUGGAUUGAACAGGUCAAUUGGAUUGGAUUUUACAUAAUUUUUCCCCUUUGCUGAGCCUGGAACAACAUUGUAUUGAGUGGGGAAAAGAAAAUAGAAGCUCAUCGUAUUUGUGAUUUAGUGACUCUAUUUUGUUAGAUUAUAUGUGUCUUAUGUAUGAAUGUUUCAAUUACUUGUAAUUAAUGCCUUUUUUAUUUAAA
This is a messenger RNA of Neltuma alba, 2213 nucleotides long. Its product is annotated as lipoxygenase 6, chloroplastic-like. Lineage: Eukaryota; Viridiplantae; Streptophyta; Magnoliopsida; Fabales; Fabaceae. The transcript has 6 exons. Gene Ontology annotation, molecular function: oxidoreductase activity, acting on single donors with incorporation of molecular oxygen, incorporation of two atoms of oxygen; metal ion binding. The record is from RefSeq and is a predicted model, not a curated record. Gene Ontology annotation, biological process: lipid oxidation. The annotation marks the transcript as partial.